Molecule: messenger RNA, 1659 nt
Organism: Microthlaspi erraticum
Lineage: Eukaryota; Viridiplantae; Streptophyta; Magnoliopsida; Brassicales; Brassicaceae
Source: the annotation of a GenBank genome assembly
AUGGACAAGUCUUGGAUAACCAAACAUCGGUUAUCUCAAGACUAUAUUAAUGGAGUCAAUGGGUUUUUAGACUUUGCUUUUCUUCACAUGAAGACAGACAUGAUCAAAUGUCCUUGUCAACGUUGCUGCCUUAUUAGAUUCAAGGGUAGGGUCGAGGUUGAGGGUGAUUUAUUCUGUCAUGGUUUUCUUCCAACGUAUACAAAUUGGCAUCUACAUGGUGAAGAAUUAGAGUCAGAUGAGGACACAGUUGGAUUAGAGCCUAAAUCUUCUAUAGAUUAUACUCAAGAGCCUACUAGGAAUCUGCUUGAAGAUGUUUUUCCAAGUCUGAAUAAUAGCUCUGAAGCUGCUAGCCCCGUAGAGGAUCAUCAGAAGCAGAAGGAGACCAUUGAUGAUUUGCUUUCAGAUUGUAAUGAAGUGCUUUAUGAAGGAUGUCAAAGUUUCAGCAAGCUGUCAUUCAUGUUUAAGUUGCAUCACAUCAAGUGUUUGACUAAGAUCAGUGACAAAGGAAUGUCCAUGAUCAUUGACCUCUUGAAAGAAGCAUUUGACCAUGCAAAGCUGCCGGAUUCUUUCAACAGCAUGAAGAUGAUUAUUCGUAAGUUAGGGUUCACUUAUGAGACCAUUUAUGCGUGUCCUAAUGAUUGCAUGCUGUAUUGGGGAGAUGAUGCAUCUAGGCACACAUGCAAAGUUUGUGAAAGUUCUAGAUGGAAGAAGACAAAGACGGCUGCAGUUGUUGUUGAUGAUGAUGGACCUGAAAAGAAGAAGAAAAAGAAGCAACAAGCUGCUAAAGUCCUGAGAUAUUUUCCUUUGAAACCACGUCUACAACGUCUAUUCAUGUCUUCAAAAACGGCUGAAAGUAUGAGGUGGCAUGCUAAUUCUGAGAAUCUAGAUGGCAAGUUAAGACAUCCGAGAGAUGGAAAGGCUUGGAGAACAUUCAAUCAGCAAUUUCCAGACUUCGCAUCAGACCCAAGGAAUGUCAGGCUAGGAUUAGCAACCGAUGGCUUUAAUCCGUUUGGUUCGGUGAGCACAAGCUAUAGUGUAUGGCCGGUGCUUUUAUUCCCUUAUAACCUUUCCUCCGUGGAUGUCAAUGAAGCAAACAUCAACAAUUUUGUCAAUGAUUAUCCCUGGGAAACAGAUGCCUGGGUAAUGAUAUUGACAUAUAUCUACAGCCCUUAUCAAAGAAUUAAAGAGUUAUGGUCUGAUGGAGUUCCAACAUUUGAUGCAUCUUUAAAAGAGACAUUUACAAUGCGUGCGAUUUUGCUAUGGACUAUUAGUGAUUUUCCAGGUUUAGGAAACUUAUCUGGGUGGAACGUACACACUGGAUUAGCUUGUCCAUCUUGCAACUAUGAUGCUAAAGAUCUUCGUUUACGCCAUGGGAAGAAGAAUUGUUACAUGGGACAUAGGCGGUUUCUUCCUGAAAAUCAUGUUUUCCGAAAAGAUAAGCAGCAAUUUGAUGGUCUUAUUGAAACAAGAGAUUCUCCCAUUACACCAUCAGGAAGUGUUAUUCUCCAACAAAUUCAGAAUGUGGAUGUUACUUUGGGGAAGAAGAUAGAUGCUGCUGGAAAAAGGCGCCGGGAAGAUGUAAUUUCAAUGGAGAAAGAGAAGCAUUUUUUUUGUUACCUUAUUGGAAGCAUCUUCUCUUGCGUCACAAUCUGGAUGUGA